Molecule: messenger RNA, 5799 nt
Organism: Adineta ricciae
Lineage: Eukaryota; Metazoa; Rotifera; Eurotatoria; Adinetida; Adinetidae
Source: the annotation of a GenBank genome assembly
AUGGGUGCGACACAAUCAGCCGAGAUUCGAGAUGCAAGUGAUGACGAACUGGAAUACGUGGACGCGUAUAUGGACAUCGAUCAUUCAACAUCAUACAGAACGGUUGAUAAUAAUGAUAUUCAUCAAUUAAAGUCGGCAUUCGAACAAUGUCGUCAGGAAAAUGCAGAACUUCGUCGGUUACUUCAGAAUUCAAACGGCAAUGUUGCAAAUACUUCGGCGAUUCCACCUACUUCGUCAGUCACAAGUGCAACCAAUACAUCUAUUGUUCAAUUUGAAACACGUGAAAGAGAACUUCGUAAUGAAAUUGACUCACUAAAACAAAAACUUUAUCGAGCACAAAAAGAAUACGAAGAAGAUUUGAAGAAAUAUGAAGACCAACGAAUCAAAGCCGACGGCGCUCUGCGAAGUUUGAAGAAGACCUAUGAUGACCGUAUUGCGCGUAUUGAAGGACACCGAUCGCGUUCAUCAUCUCAUUACGAAACAUAUCAACACGAGCAAGGACAAGUCAACUCGGAUGCUAAUGUUGAUAAAUAUCUCCAGCAAAUAUCUGAACAAGACCAAUAUAUUGCUCAACUAACUCACGAACUUGAAGAGCUGAGACGUAAAUCAUCAUCUUCAUCCAAUGCCAUUAGCGGUCAAAUUGCAUAUGAUCACAAUAAACUACAAGCAGAGUGUGAUACGCUACGACGCACAGAGCAGCAAUUACGACAAGAGAUUGCUGAUCUUGCGUCCGCACUAGGUAUUACCAUUCAAUCCAGUGAUUCGUUGGUACCGGCAAAUACAACAGCGACUGCAACAACUGGUCAACGGAAUCAAGAUUCGAAAAUUGUUGUGGAUGAAACAACCGAACAACUUCGACAUGAUACUGUUAACGUCGCUGGUAUCGCUAAUCGUGUUAAACAAUUAGUGAAAAUCGACGCCGAACAUCGGACACUACUGAAAGAAAAGGAUGCUAAAAUCCGUGAAUAUGAAGAACGUGAAGCAAACAUGAUUAGUAGUGUUGGUGAAAAAUAUCAAAUCACAAUCAGGGAACUCGAACAAGAGAAACAUAAUUUAAAUAUUCAAUAUCGUGAUAGUGAACGUCGUGUACGAGAACUCAACGACGAAAUCAGCCGAUUACAACCCAUAGAAAGCCAGCAUAGAAGUGAAGUGCAAACGUUGAAGCAACAAAUCAAUGAUCUACAAGAACAAUACCUAACAUCUGAAAAACGUGUCCGAGGGUAUCAGGAAGAAGUUAAUACACAACGAGAAAAAUAUACUGAUUUAUUGAAGAAAUACAGAGAACUAGAAAGAACGAAGACACCUACAGAUACCCGAGAAUUGGAAGAAAUUAUUGAACGUAAGAAACAAGAAAUAAAGAUAAAUCUGACUAAAAUCGAACAAUUAAAAACCGAUCUCGAGAGAGAACAACAACAUUGUGCAACAAGACUAGCAGAUGCACAGGAACAAAAUAAACGUGAUCGUGAAGGUGAUUUAAGAAGAAUCAAUGAGCUACAGCAACAAUAUAGUCGAUUAGAAAGCCAACUUCGCGAACAAGAACGUACAUUCCAUACUAAACAACAAGACUAUGAAAGAGAAAUCAGCAAACUGGAAGAACAACAGAAAUCAUCUGUUCAUACCGCACAGCAAGAGCACGACCGAUUGAGUACACAGAUCAACACAUACAAAGUUCGUCUUCAAAAUUACGAAAACAACGAGAGACAAGUACAAGCCGAAUUAGAUGCGUUACGAAAUGAAAAUCAUACGCUGAAGAUCGAACUCAAUCGGCGCUCGAAUCAUUUCGAAGAUUCCAAAAAGGAAGUUGAACAAGCGAAACUUGAUUUUCAAAAAGCCGAAGAACGAUGGCGUCAAACUGACGAAGAAAAUCGUAAACUGAGCAUCCAAAAUACAAAUCUUCAACAUGAUGUUGAGAGAUUGAAUGUUCGUAUCAAUAUUGAAUUACCUGAAUACUACGAAAAUCAAUAUCGUGAACGUCAUCGUGAUUCGAACACAGUACACGAACAGAAUGUUCACAGUAUCACACGGGAACGAGACAUAGCCGAAGCCAAUUACCAACGUGCUAAGAGCGAAAUGAUACACUUUGAAAAGCAAUAUCAAAAAGCGGACAAUGAGCUACAAGACGUUAAACGUGCGGUCGAAAAAUACAAACAAGAGAUAUACGAUUUGGAAACAGCCCUACGCAAAUCUGACGAUAACUUCCAACGUGAAAAACGUCGUGUUGAUGAAUUAGAAGAUGAACGAGCGCGUCGACCACCUAUAUCUGAGCCGAUAAAGACUAAAAACACCGGUCCUUCCGAUUCGCAACCCUCAGGUAUCAAUUAUGUCGAUUGGGUUGCCACGUUACAAGAGCGCCUUCAGAAACAAGACGAAUACAUUCAAUUAUUGAAAGCUCAAAGAAAUAUCGACAGUGAACAACCUGAUUAUGUUCAAUUAGAACUUCGCAUUCAUAUCAAUCGAUUGGAACAAGAACUUCAAACAUUCGAUCAUCUUGGUCCAGAUUACAGUGUGAUAGGUGGAGCAGAUCAUUCACAGAUUUCUCGAAAUGCAAUUGAUUUUGAUCGAAGACUUUCACAAAUACAAGCAGAACAUGAAGAUCGUAAUAAGCGAUUUGAGAGCAUGAUGGAGAAACAUAAUCUAACAGUUGACGAGUAUAAACAACAUAUUCAAAACUUGAAAGCUGACGUUCAAGAUCGACAUGAUCGAUUACAACGUCUGACAAGAGAUGUCGAACAUGCUAAUAGUACAAUCGACAGACAAGCACAUGAUCUUAAGCAGUAUGGACACGAGAUCACCCGCCUGAAUGCUGACAUUCAAACUCUUCUUACUGAGAGAGCAAAACUCUAUCACGAUAUCGCUCAUCUGCAAGAUGAAUCAGAGAGAGCACGACAGUCUGGUACAUCACAUGUGCAGAUCAAUCAAUAUGAACAAGAGAUCGCUCUAAUGGGAAACAAAAUUGAACGAUACGAAUUAAUCUUACAGAAUCACGAUCGUGAAUACCGUGUGUUAAAAGAAGAAUUGGAUGAAGCUCGUGAUGAUCGUGUUGAACUUGAGAAAAAAUACGCCGAAUUACAACGUCAUUGCGAUCAAAUGAAAAAGCAACUGACAUCUGACAUUGUAAAUUUGGAACAGAAAUUAUCCCGUCAACGAGAAGACUUAGACCGAUCAGAACAAGAACGACUCAUGCUACAAGAAAGAUUAAACGAAUUACGUAACAAUCCGUUAGCCGGUGGCGAUCGGUCAUCACAAGUCCAAUUGUUAAUUGAAAUAAAACAAAAAGAUCAGGAAAUUGAACAACUUAAACAAGAACUUCAAGGUGUUCGAAAGGACCCUAUCGACAGUCAAGGAGCGGUUGGAACGGCCGGCCGUGAACCGAAGUUUCGACCACGACCUGAUCUUGACUAUUUAAAUCGUGAAGAUCUUCUAUACGAACUUCACAAAGCUACCGAGCUUAACCAAGAAUUGAACAGACAAUUGAAAGAAAAAUUCCCAUCUCUCACGGAACUUCACAAACAAUUGGUUCAAGUUCGACACGAACUCGAACGACAACUGUAUGUCAACCAAGUCCUAUGGCGUAAACUCAAUGCUUUAAUGGAUAUCCAUGGCUCGACUACACGACUCGAAUUAAUGCAUGAAUUAGCCAAUUAUCAAGAAGAACUCACCAAAUUACGAACCAAAUCUCAACAAAAUCUUAGCACAGCACACCAUGAUGCAUCGUCAACAGGAAACGAUGAACCAUCGAAAAAUAUCAAAUCAACAAUCGCAUUGUUAGAACGAUCCAAUAUUGAAUGGCAAACAAAACUAGCACGGCUUACCGAACAACUCGGUAGAAGUGAAACUCAAUCGAGGAAUCAUCAACGCGAUUUGGUCAGAUAUAAAAAAUUGUUAUACGAAGCAGGGUUAACUGACCCAUCACAUCGCCAGCGACGCCAUAGUGCUGAUGACUCAGUAAUCGUUGGUGUAAACGAAUCGAAGAACAGUCGUGAUGAUCUAACUGAUAUUACUAAUCUUGACCAGUUGAGAGAAAUCAUUCGCAAUCAACGGAAACAUAUUCAACAAUUGCAAAUGCGUGUUCGAAUCAGUACACCGGAUUUACUUCAAAUACCAGCUGUAGAAAAACUUAAUGAACAAGUUCAAAAUUUAAAUCUUGUCAUUGACUCACAUAAAAAUGAAUCGAGUUUAUUGAAAAGUGAAUUGGAAAAACUUUCUAAAACUAUUGAAAAAAACAAAAAAACAAUACAACAAUACGAGAAACGUUUACAAGAUCAACGAAUCGCCAUUGAAUUUCUGAAAAAACACGUGCAGAACUACGACAAACUGAUUCCAAAACCCGAUCUUCAGCUGCCGAUUUUCGAUGAACGCAAAGAUCAUAUGAUGGAUUCGAUUAAUGACUAUAUUAUCGAUUUAGACAUUGAUAUCAUUCAAGGCAAUGAAAAAAAGAAAACACCUGCAUCCAAUAGACAAAGUGCCAUUGUACAUGACAAUGAUCAUCCACCACAAUCCUCGAAAAGAGAUGAUGAUAUUCAAAAGCUCAUUAUUGAACUCAAUAUCAAAGAUCAGACUAUUCAACAACUAAAUCAACAACUGAAGGAAUCGGUACGAAAGGAUGAAGGUCCUACAUUUGAACGAGACAAUUCAGUCGAAUUACAAAGCUUACGGCAACAAAAUAAUGCUCUCAAAGCUGAAAUCAGCAAACUUCGACAAUUUGAAGAACAAAAUCGAAGAUUACACGAUGACAAUGAAAGUUUACACAAUGAACUCAAACGUUGUAAAUCAACAGUAGGACAUUAUACAAACAGAAUUGAUGAAUUAGAACAGAGACUAGUUGGAAAUAACACAAGUACAGGUGAAACAGUGAUUCGUACCAGUGAUCUAUCACAAUUAAUAGACGAAAUUCGUCAUCUUCGUCGCGAACUUGAACAAAAUAUUAUCAAACAAAACGAACUACAAGCUAAACUUGAUGAAAACAUUCGUCAAUCACGAUCACCACGUUCAUUCAAAUUCUCUGGUCAUGGAAUAUCAUAUCCCGAUCAUCAAUUUAUUGACGCUUCUGGUUUGAUGGGUACGGAGAACGUGUUAUCAUCGUCGUCAACUAUAGUCGAUGAGCAACGUUCAAGAAUAGUCCCUUCGUCGGUGGCCGACCUUGAAAAAAUUGAGAUUUCUCAUCAGUUUGAAAGAGGUAUUCAAACUGAAUUUUCGAUUUCAUAUUAUCACGAUUUACCAUCGAUUUUAGCUAUCAGACCGUACGUUGUUGGCGAAAUCAAGAUUCAUAAUGAACUUCGUCGAACUAUGGAAGAUAUUAAAUUUGAUGUGAAAGCUACUGCAUCGGAAUUACAUAAUUCUCAGGGCACUACGUCAAGACAACCACUGGAAGAACGUUUGAAUUCGUUUGAUGAACGUUUGAUUCAUGCUCUUGACUUAAUCGAAACAUACUGUCAGACGCAUUUACCCGAAAAAGAUGAACGUAGCGAAAAUCCAUUUAUUGAUCAACGUCUAAUCGAAGAGAAUAAAAAUCUUUUUCUACAACAAAGAAAAUAUCUUCAAAUUAUCCAACAUCUGAAAGAAAAAUACAAACAACAUUCUGAAUAUAUCGAUCAAUUGCUUGCUCAAAUAACGAAAAUGAAUCGGAAAAGAACGGAUUCAGGCGAAUAUAUGGCAUUCUUACUCCAACCAACAUUAGAUGUAUUGCAAAAAGCGCGUUCUAACAUUGAGAAUCAUUUAAAAGAAACCAAUCGAAAUAGCAUGCCACCUGGUAGUGCUCAAUCGCAUCGUCAUCGUCGUCGUCCAAGUAAUCAAAAUUAG